CAACAACUGAACAAACAUUUAACUGUAUCCCAUAUCCCUCAUCGCUCAGAAGCUUAAGAGUUAAACGAUUUGGUUCAGAUCUAUAACUAGUCUUUGAUUCUUUAUAUUUUCUGUUUCUUCCUUAUUAAACGUGAACUCUUAUCUUUCCGUUUGAUUAACUUAUUACUGCAGAAUAGCAUUUAUUGUCAUGGCUCUCACACCACAAGCCCUUCGUCUACUCUCCCGACAGAUUAUGGCCCUCAAGUCCGACCCUCCAGAGGGGGUAAGGAUAGCAGUCGGUGAAGAGGAUUUCACAGCUCUAGAAGGCUGGGUUCAAGGUCCUUCUGGCACGCCUUAUGAGGGAGGCUAUUUUCGCAUCCGCUUCGCUUUCGGUUCUGAGUUUCCGAACCUUCCACCAAAAUGUACCAUGGUGACUAAGAUCUUUCAUCCAAACAUCUCCAAAUCAGGCGAAAUUUGCGUCGAUACGUUGAAGAAAGGCUGGAAAAAAGAAUAUGGUGUAGGCCAUGUCCUCAUCACUAUCAAGUGUUUGUUGAUUUUUCCCAAUCCCGAAAGUGCUUUGGAUGAAGAAGCCGGUAAACAACUCUUAGAAGACUAUGAGGGCUACAGUAAAUAUGCCCGUCUAAUGACUAGCAUCCAUGCCAUUCCCAAAGUUGCGCCUCCUGAAUUUCGGGUUGCAAAAAUGUCAAGGUCGGACGAACAUAUGCCGACCGGGACAUCACCAAGUCCCAUGAACAAUUUAUUGCACAGACCUAUUCCACUUGGCAACAGUAGCUCGCAAGAACAGGGCCCCAUUCUUUCUCACCCGGGGCAGCAUGUGCAGGAUGCGAAGAACGACUUGAAGGCCUUUGGGAACUCCAGAGCCGCAUGUAGCGGCGGAAUCAAGACAGCACCUAUGAGCAAGGUUAAACGAGGUGCAAAGAGGUUGUAGAUAUAAAAAUAUUUUGCAAAGACAUAUAACGCAACCUAUCGAUAGCCCAUAAAUAAGUACCAUAUCGAUCUUGCUAGUCACAGAACGAAAAAUGGUUGUUGGAGCCUUUUUGUUCCUGGUCCGGAAAACAGCAUAGCCUACUACUUCAUUUCGUACCUCUUCGGUGACCAGCCGACGUCCGUCGAGGGGCUAGUGUUAAAAGCCUGGCUCUUUCACCUGUCUGAUCGAUACGCGAUUGAGUGAUCCAUAUUUUGAGUUGUUGCAUUCGCGACUUAACUUCGCUCACCAGUUUAUGAU
This is a messenger RNA of Cryptococcus deneoformans JEC21, 1225 nucleotides long. RefSeq lists its product as hypothetical. The transcript has 7 exons. Lineage: Eukaryota; Fungi; Basidiomycota; Tremellomycetes; Tremellales; Cryptococcaceae. Bases 188 to 928 code for a protein of 246 amino acids. The record is from RefSeq and is a predicted model, not a curated record.